Messenger RNA from Rhineura floridana, 729 nucleotides. RefSeq names its product cyclin-dependent kinase 16-like. The record is from RefSeq and is a predicted model, not a curated record. Gene Ontology annotation, cellular component: synaptic vesicle; cytoplasm; nucleus. Gene Ontology annotation, biological process: protein phosphorylation; neuron projection development; exocytosis. The transcript has a single exon. Gene Ontology annotation, molecular function: ATP binding; protein kinase activity. NCBI's taxonomy places the organism in Eukaryota, Metazoa, Chordata, Lepidosauria, Squamata, Rhineuridae. Bases 1 to 729 code for a protein of 242 amino acids.
AUGGAUCGGAUGAAGAAGAUCAAGAGGCAGUUAUCCAUGACACUGCGGGGGAGCCGGACAGUAGAAAAAAACCUCAAUGAACCCAUCAACAUAGAGGAAAACAACAGCAGUGAUAAUGAAAUUGUCCAUGAAGACCUCAAGAUGGGUUCAGAUGGUGAGAGCGACCAGGCAUCAGGAACAUCAUCUGACGAGGUGCAAUCUCCAGUCCGAGUGCGCAAGAGGAACAACCCGACACGCAAGAUCUCCACUGAGGACAUUAACAAGCGCCUGUCGCUCCCAGCUGACAUCCGCCUGCCUGAAGGCUACCUGGAGAAGCUGACCCUCAACAGUCCCCUCUUUGACAAGCCCUUGAGCAGACGGUUACGGAGAGUCUCUUUGUCGGAGAUAGGUUUUGGGAAGCUGGAGACAUAUGUGAAGCUGAACAAGCUGGGAGAGGGGACGUAUGCCACAGUCUACAAGGGAAAGAGCAAGCUCACUGACAACCUGGUGGCCUUGAAGGAGAUCCGUCUUGAGCACGAAGAGGGAGCACCUUGCACAGCCAUUCGGGAAGUUUCACUUCUAAAAGAUUUGAAACAUGCCAACAUAGUGACCCUGCAUGAUAUCAUCCAUACAGAGAAAUCCCUUACACUUGUCUUCGAAUAUUUAGUGAGUAAAUUGGGGAGGGGAGGGGGACAUAAUAACUGUACCUUGUACUGCUUUACACAUGACAACAUUUCAAAUUCUUUAUGA